CACUGUGUAUGCGUUGUUCAAUCACUUGGAUGAAUCGGAAUUGCUUUGACUUACUUCUACGUUUUCCUCUUGUUCGUACAUACAUGUUGAAUAUGACAUGCUCUGGUUUUCAGAACAAAACACUGAUUGCUUGAUCGCUUGUUGAGGUAGCUGCGAAGGACGUAUUCGUGUCACUGUGGAAAUUUGUAGUUUCACUUCCUCAGGCAAACGAUGGGUUAUCUGGGAAAAGAACAUGACCGGACUCAGAACCUGCACAUAUGAAUGACGCUGCAAACAUCUGCAGAAGUUUUGUUUUUAAAAAUGCCCGUUGUUGUUACCACAGAAUGAGGUUUAUAAGCCGUGUGUGCCUUUUUGUGGCUGUGGCGGCCCUGUUGACUGUGCCGUCGGACGGUUGGCGGCGCAGACGUCGACGCCGGCGGCCACCGCCCCCGCCAGUUCACUGCCAGGUGGGGCAGUGGUCUCCUUGGUCAACAUGCUCCGCCUCAUGUAAGGGAGGAAGCCAGACGCGCCAACGAAGCAUCACUGUUCACCCAGCCCAUGGUGGUAGCGGCUGUCCCGCACUGACCGAGCUCCGGCCCUGUAACACCCAGACCUGCCCUUUAGACUGUACUGUUGCGGACUUCGGAAACUGGACCAAGUGUGACCCAUGUGAGCGGAAACAGGAACGGACCAGGCUGGUAGUCCGACCCUCCCAGUUUAAGGGACACGACUGCCCAGUUGAUCUGUACGAGACUCGCCCCUGCGCCACAAAUGAGGUCUGCCCGCCAUCAGACUCCUGCGGGGAAGAGAAGUUUACUUGUCAGAACAAGCGGUGCAUUCCUAAGAUCCAGACGUGUAAUGGCGACAAUGACUGCGGGGACUACUCCGAUGAGCGCGACUGUGACAGAAUCUUCGAUGUCUGCGACGGUCAGAGGUUUGAUGCCAUUCCCAACAUAGCAUUUGCUGGAAGCGGGUACAACAUUCUGAAUGGUGCUGUUUCGGGGAAUGUGCUGGACAACAGACUGUACGGUGGAACAUGUGACACUGUUUAUAGCGGAGACCACGGAAAGAGUUUCCGACUGCCUGAAAACGUGCAAAACUAUCGUUUCCAGGUUCUUGCGGACAACUCUUUCACAACCACCGUCUACAACAGUGCGGAAGAAUACUAUCGGGAAGAGAGAACAAACUCACAGCGUAACGUUAAGGUCGGAGGCUCCGCCAAUUUCCUGGUCAUCAAGGCUAGUGGUGGUGUGUCACACAGCCAGUCACGUAUGACCCACGACGUUGUCCAAUCGGCUCAGCGAAUUGACUCCAAGUACUUCAAGGUGAUGAACACUGUGGAGCUUGCCCAGUUCCGAAUGCGUAGAAGCGAGCUGGAGCCAUCCGACUACUUCCUACGGAGAAUACGGGACCUGCCUCUGUAUUACCACUACCUGGACUAUAGGUUCCUUAUUGAGGACUUCGGCACGCAUUACUUUUCGUCAGGGAGCCUUGGCGGCCAGUACGAGUUCGUGUACCGUUACACAAGGGCAGACUUGCAACACUCAGGUCUGUCGGAAGAGGAGCAGAAGUCGUGUCUGAGUGCGGAAGCCAAGGCCUCAUUCUUCUCGUUUUCUGGCAGUGCUAGCGGCAGCAGGUGCAAAGACAACGCACUAUCACAAAAGAACAGCGGGAGUUUUACCUUGUCGGCAUCCGAGUCCUUCUCCUAUGUGAAAGGCGGGUCCUCAGAGAAGGCUGGCCAGCUGGCGUUCGCUAACGGUCCGAUCCCGGAGAAGUACGAGGCGUGGAUCCAGGACGUCAAGCGGAAUCCCGCCAUCAUCCGCUACGAGAUUACGCCGAUUUCAGAGCUGGUUGUGGGCAUUCCACAAGCCGACAGAAAACGCCGUAACUUGGAGCAAGCCCUUGUAGACUACCUGAAUUCGUAUCACUCCUGUAAGUGUAGCCCAUGCCAGAACAACGGCCAAGCUCUCCUGAUCGGGACGGACUGUGUCUGCGUCUGCAAGGCGGGGACUUUCGGCAUCUCCUGUGAACAGGGCACGCAGAUAGAUAAUGUCGGUGCCGCCAUCCACGGUAACUGGGCAUGCUGGGGACCAUGGACGGCAUGCAGUGCUGAGUCGGAUGGGUCAGGGCAACGUACCCGCCAACGGACCUGCACCAACCCGGCCCCCCAAAACGGUGGACAGGCCUGCCCGGGGCAGGACUCCGAGACAGAGACUUGCACCUAUAUCGACACAAGUGGCGAAGGGUUCAAUGAAUCUUCAAGUGGAGGAGCUCGUCGCCCUAAAAGUCCGAAGGGAGAGCUGUAAAACUUACCAUACCGACCCCAGAGCUAUCAUUUCAUACUCAUCACAACUUCCCUGUUUGAAACAAAUUUUGCGCUCGGUAAGCCUGCAAAAGAGAUUCGUGCUCAUGGUAAAGACCAUGUAUUUUUCGUCAACAAAACUUACUGCAUUCAUUACCCUGGCAACAUGAAGGCAAGUCAUGGUGACCAUGAGGUAGCACAGAACAUUUCAGCUACUCUCGGCUUAAUUAUGCUCUCAUGCCGUCCAUUUCACUUUGGAGAAUUAUUUCAUGUUUCGUAGAAUCCAGUUUUCAGACAUUCAUCAGCUUUUCUUCAAACUUAAAAGAUGACUAAUCAAUAACGACGGCAAUAUCGUGUGCACGUGUGUUUACAGUGUGUGAAGUGGAAUAAGACUUAUCAAUUUUCUGAUCAUUGAACAGAUUUGAU
This is a messenger RNA of Branchiostoma floridae (Florida lancelet), 2707 nucleotides long. RefSeq names its product complement component C6-like. NCBI's taxonomy places the organism in Eukaryota, Metazoa, Chordata, Leptocardii, Amphioxiformes, Branchiostomatidae. Bases 258 to 2285 code for a protein of 675 amino acids. The record is from RefSeq and is a predicted model, not a curated record. The transcript is spliced from 13 exons. Gene Ontology annotation, molecular function: protein binding. Gene Ontology annotation, biological process: immune response. Gene Ontology annotation, cellular component: membrane attack complex.